Papilio polytes (common Mormon) is the source of this 955-nucleotide messenger RNA. It is a transcript of the gene CycC, whose product is annotated as cyclin-C. The record is from RefSeq and is a predicted model, not a curated record. The transcript is spliced from 3 exons. Gene Ontology annotation, cellular component: mediator complex; nucleus. Gene Ontology annotation, molecular function: cyclin-dependent protein serine/threonine kinase regulator activity. The coding region runs from base 120 to 926 and encodes 268 amino acids. Lineage: Eukaryota; Metazoa; Arthropoda; Insecta; Lepidoptera; Papilionidae. Gene Ontology annotation, biological process: positive regulation of transcription by RNA polymerase II.
GACAUUGACAACUUGACAAUAAAUGUCAAAUUACGUUUAUAUUUUGUAAAUUAAUGCAUUAGCGCCAAUAAAAAAUAUAGUAAAUUCGAUAUACUAUGUUUUAGCCUUUUCAUAAUAUCAUGGCAGGCAAUUUUUGGCAAAGCUCACAUCACCAGCAAUGGAUAUUAGAUAAGCAAGACUUAGUCCGAGAUCGACAGCACGAUUUAAACAUUUUGACAGAAGAAGAAUAUCAGAAAAUAUUCAACUUCUUUGCAAGUAUAAUUCAAAUUUUAGGGGAGCAACUUAAGCUCAGGCAGCAAGUUAUAGCGACGGCUACAGUUUACUUCAAGAGAUUUUAUGCGAGAAACUCCUUGAAAUGCAUAGACCCACUACUUUUAGCGCCUACUUGUGUAUUCCUCGCUUCGAAGGUUGAAGAGUUCGGUGUUAUAUCUAAUUCUAGACUAAUAACAACUUGCCAAACUGUUAUAAAGAAUAAAUUUAGUUACGCAUAUGGACAACAGGAGUUUCCAUACCGGACUAAUCACAUUUUGGAAUGUGAGUUUUAUCUUUUAGAAAAUCUCGAUUGCUGUCUCAUUGUAUUCCAGCCAUACCGACCUCUGCUGUUAUUUGUGCAAGACAUAGGACCUGAUGAACAAUUGCUUACAUAUGCUUGGAGAAUUGUUAAUGAUUCUUUGAGAACUGAUGUCAGUUUACUAUAUCCACCUUAUCAGAUUGCUAUUGGAGCCAUGCAUAUAGCUUGUGUAAUGCUUGGAAAGGAAAACCUAAAACCGUGGUUUGCAGAACUUAAUGUUGACAUGGAUAAGAUCCAAGAAAUAGUGAGAUCUAUUAUCAAUUUAUAUGAAAUGUGGAAAAGUUAUGAUGAAAAAAAAGAAAUUCAAGGACUCCUGGGAAAGAUGCCGAAACCAAAGCCUGCACCCCAAAGAUAAUAUUUCCUCUUGCGGCAGUAUUAUAUGAU